Molecule: messenger RNA, 1277 nt
Organism: Bactrocera latifrons
Lineage: Eukaryota; Metazoa; Arthropoda; Insecta; Diptera; Tephritidae
Gene: CDC50
Product: cell cycle control protein 50A
Exons: 7
Coding region: 162-1235 (357 amino acids)
Cellular component (GO): Golgi apparatus; plasma membrane; endoplasmic reticulum
Source: RefSeq, a predicted model, not a curated record
GACAUUUGUAAAAGUGGUCGUAAGAUGUUUGGGUUUUUAUUGUGAUAUGAAUAUCAAACCAGAAUUUUAUUAAGUAAUUAUUAAAACUAUUGAUUAAACGUAUACAGAGCGAGUUAAAUUCAUAUUUAAGCGUCUUGCGAAUUUCUGCAAGUUUUGAAGAAAUGGCAUCAGAAGAUGAAACUCAAGGAGUACAAGAAAAAUCUAAGAAACCUUCAGAUUCGGCUUUUAAGCAGCAGCGACUUCCUGCAUGGCAGCCAGUGCUAACGGCUGGCACUGUAUUGCCAACAUUUUUCGUAAUUGGAAUUCUCUUCAUACCUGUAGGAGUGGCAUUGCUAUACUUUUCAGAUGAAGUUAGCGAAUUUGUUUACGACUAUACCAAAUGUAAAAGGACUGGAUAUAACAUGACCUGUGCUGAAUAUUUGACUACUAAUUACAAUGGAUCCUGUAAUUGUGAAAUUCAAUUUGAACUACCAAAGCAAUUUACAGGAAAUGUUUAUAUGUAUUACGGCCUUAGUAAUUAUUAUCAGAAUCAUCGCCGUUAUGUAAAGUCUAGGGAUGAUGAACAGUUAUUGGGCCGCUUGUCGUCAAACCCAUCGUCAGAUUGCAUACCAUUCGCUUAUGUUGAAGAAAAUGGUGGAGAUAUACCUAUUGCGCCGUGCGGAGCCAUCGCCAAUUCGCUUUUCAACGAUACCUUAACACUGAAAUUCGAUGGAAAAGAUGUACCACUACUUAAUACCGGCAUUGCCUGGCCCUCCGAUAAAAACAUUAAAUUUAAGAAUCCACCAGGAAAUUUAACUCUGGCACUGCAACACUUUAGUAAGCCAAAGUUUUGGCAAAAAGAACUUUGGCAACUGGACCCUAAAAACCCUGACAAUAAUGGAUUCCAAAAUGAAGAUUUAAUCGUUUGGAUGCGCACAGCAGCUUUGCCCAGUUUUCGUAAACUUUAUCGACGAGUUGACCAUUCAAAACCAGGUUUUCAAAAUGGUUUGAAUAAGGGUUCCUAUACACUUGAAAUAGUUUAUCAAUACCCUGUGACGUCAUUUGAUGGUUCUAAGAAAAUGAUUUUAUCGACGACGUCUCUACUUGGCGGCAAAAAUCCAUUCCUUGGUAUUGCAUACAUUGUUGUCGGAUCCAUAUGUCUAGUGCUUGGUGUAGCAUUGUUAUUCAUACAUAUCAAAUGCAGCAAGAGCACUACGGAAAUGAUCAACGUCAAUCCGCGCACACCCUAUUCGUAAUCGCAGCACAAUUGAGCGGGCCUGAGGUCGCUGAAAUGCUUA